AUGGACAAUGUCGACGACGAAUAUGAACGGCUUGUAGGACAUCUUCACGACUGUACGUGGACAGCGAAGAGUUUCAAAACUACCAAGAGACGCCUGUCUCCGGAAGCUUAUACGAAAGAAGAGCAGAAAUGUUUGCUGAAGCUGCAGAGGCGGGACAGAGCAUUCACUACACCCGUUGGAACUUCACCAAUCGUAAAAAUGACUGCUCUCCGGUCUCCAGAUGGAACAACCAGAGCAGGAGAUGGGAAGGAAGAUGAAAAGGCCAUUCACAAUUUCCACUCAGAUCUCUUCGACAGCCACAACCGUGCUCCACCCGGUCCGGAGAGAAUCAAGCUCGAACAUGUGAAGUACCUACCGCCAGUCUUCAUCAACACUAACGAGGCUCUUCACUCGUUAUCUGUUGGAAUGCAUGCCACUCUCGAGAACGCGAUGCGAGGGUUAGAAGUGGAUUACGUGGGAAUGAAAGUUGACGACCGGCAUUAUCAUCAUCUUCGUUUCGCUGAUGACAUCAUUCUUAUAACAGCAAGGAUCAAUCAGGCGAAACGGAUGCUGGCCGAAUUUGAUGAAACGUGUAAAAAGAUCAUUCUUCAGCUGAACCUAGACAAGAUUAUGUUUGUGGUGACGGGUACACUUCUAAGGCUGCUUUCUUUUGCAGAUGUUGGGCGAUUGAGGAAGAAUAAACCCGUUACUGAUAGCAGCAACUCACGAUCAGUUGUGCCAUACUUGUCAUCAGCCGAAAUGGAAGUAAAACUGAAUGAACUCUAUGAUGCUGUGAGUGUUGGAAUUCACUUCGUUCAUGAUCUACAAAAGACUCCACGCGCACUAGAUUACGCCAGAACUCUCGUUCACAUAGAAAAAUUGUGCGAGAAUCCUGGAGCUAGAAGGACUAACUUCGAUUACUCUGUUGAUAUGUCGCUUGCUGAGGCACUGCGGAAGCCGCAUUUAUGCUGUGCUCGGACACCGAUUGGAUGGAAUCAGGACGAAUUCGUUGAGACAGAGAAUUUGCUGGACACACUGAAACAGAUCUACUGCCGUACUGUUACAUUAUUUGCUGAUUUUGCAUCUGGAUGUCCGGAGUUAGCCUUGCUUGAAGAGCAGGACAAGCUUGCAAUUUGUAGUAAAAACUACUGUGGAUGUGUAUUGUUUACGUUAGCCUACAAUGCAUACCUCAAUGACUACUAUGGAAUACUGUUUCCUCAUGGAUUCAAGUACUCUUUAUCAACGAAAAAAGACGAACACGAGUUUGACGAAUUCUUGCAAACUUUAUUCGACUACCUUCACAGCAAUGUUGUUAGAGUUUUUCGAGAAACAGGAAUAACAACUGAAGAGUACACAUUCGUAAAGACGCUCAUUUUGUUUUCAGGAGGCGAGUUCAUCUUGAUUCCGUUAACCGAUGCCGGCCUUAGUAUUGUACUACGUGCUCGACGAAAAUAUGCUGCCCUCCUGAGCGAGCUGAUUACCACAACACGACCGGAACUCAGUUCUGUUGAGGCAAUGAAUAGGCUUACUCGUCUGUUCAGUCUUAUUCCCCAUAUGAUGCACGCCUCUGAGUUCGAUAAUUUGUACUGUGGUAAAAUGCCGCUACGGUGCACCGAAGCGCCUCGAGAGAAGCUGCGUACGCAAUUGCGUAAGAUCUGCGACAGUACUGAAGAACCACUGGUGUCAUUUUCGUACUCAUUGGACACUUCGCUAGCGGAUGUUCUCGAAAAACCUCAUCUAUGCUGCCACAGAACUCCUAUUGGUUGGAGCCAAAGUGGACUGGCCAAAGGGGACAACAUAUUGGAAGUCCUGAAAGAGUCAUACUGUCGCAGUAUCACCCAUUUUGCAGAUUUCGCUGCAAGCUGCCCAGAACUCCAAAUGUUAGAAGCGAAAGACAGGCUUGCAAUGUGUAGUGCUAACUACUGCGGAGUAACUUUAUUUCUAAUGGUAUACAACACUUACCUCAAGGGCUGCACUGGACUGCUAUUCCCACAUGGAUUUACUUACAAAUCUUCAGAAAAACAGCACCAUGAGUUUGAUGGAUUCCUGCAAGAACUUGUCGACUAUCUUCACCGAAACGUUGUCACCGUCUUUCGUGAAGAAAAAGUCACCAUAGAGGAAUAUUCCCUACUCAAAACACUUGUGCUUUUUGCAGGAACUAUCUCUCUUACGGACGAAGGUUUUGACAUUGUAUCAGGUGCACGACGGAAGUAUGGAGCCCUGCUGGCUGAGUACAUAGUGACCAGCCGGACAGACUUAAGUCCUGCUGAUCAGAUGGAGCGACUUCUUCGGCUUUGUAGUGUCGUGCCUCAUAUGAUGCAUGCUUCCGAACGCGACAAUUCAUAUUGUGCUAGGAUGGUCCUCAUGAAUAUUGGAAAUUUGACAGGGCCAUUAUCAUAUGACCUUCACAUCCACUUAGCUCAACGCGACAAGAUGUGCAAAUGCUCCUGCUAUUUUUUCACAUGGGAAGUGCAGGCACUAGCUGUUUCAUUUUCUUUCGGCACAUCGCGUGGAGCGGGAACCAUGAAGAUGCCUCUGCUAUUCCCAAUCAUGUCGAGAAUGUGUCCAUGCAUUCUAUUUGGUAUGGGCGAUCUUAAGGAACCAUGUUCUGCAUCGCUUCGAAGUCCUUGCGAUAAUUUGGAUGGUGAAGGUCCUUUUCGUCGUUUUGCUCUACUUCUAUCUUUACCACCUCGUACCAAGAAUCAAUUCAUGAAUGCAAAGGUAGCUGAGUCUAUCCUGAGCAAAAUACCUGAUGGUCUCCUAGAGGAGUUGUUGGCUACUGAUGAUGAACACUUGGUUAGCUUUCAAGAUCUCGCCGUUGAUGUUCUCGAGACUUUACUUCCUUAUUGUCAUGGUUCCACUCUUCGCAAUCUUUCUCACCUCAUUCCACACCUCGUCCAUAGGUUGGAAUUGACGAAAGACAACAUGAAUGCUUUAAGUAGUAUCUCCAAAUGUAUCAUCACCUUGUGUUUUGAGAUUGGUUCUGGUAAUACAGAGUUCGUGCAUGACACAGCUGAUAUUUUGACUUCUUUUUGUGUUGGAAACCCCAAAGAUUUCCCCUUUACUCCCAUAUUGGAGCGAUUGGUCGACUGUAUGCUUACUCUGCAACAUCACAGCGAGAACUAUGAAUUAGUUUCUAAAGAACACUGCUGGCCUAAGAACGUGCGUACACUCGUUCACGCCUUUUUGAAGACGAGAACCGAGAUGCUAAGUGACGCAAUGAGAAUAGCAGUAUUUAGAUUGGCAAAGGAAGUUGUGGAGACUUUGGGGACGAACUGGUUUGCUGAGGAUGUUGGUCUUCUAUUAUUACUAGUUCACCUAGUUGUGGUACAAACACGAAUGUGCCUUGAUGAGCCUACUACGAUCAACCCGGAAAGUCUUGCUGUUUGUUUCCAUAUUCUAGAGUCGGCUAUACGCUGCGCUGAAGAGUCGUCCUUCGUAGAUGAUUCCUCAGCUACUCAAAUUGCGAAGUCGGUUCGUGAAGCUGCACUGUAUUCCAUCCAGUACUGGGUCGAAGCAAAGGAACAAAAUGAGUGUUUACCGAGUGAGGUUGAACUGAUGAUCUAUCGAUUUACUUGUUGCUUUUUGGCUAUCGGUGGCGCACAGAUGCUGCCGGAAUCACUGCUGCAGAAGUGUUCCGUCCAUAUGCUACAUGUUUUUGAGCAGUCAAUAUCUAGUGGAGAUUUUACAACAGCUUGUUUACUUCUACCAAAUCUUCACGAUUUACCGCGACUUGCAGAUAAUACGAUCACAUUAAUAACCGACUUAGUCCUCUCACAGUACCCGCACCUUCAGUGGAAGCAAACUGUUGAUGAAGCAGUUGCUUCCCUCGAGAAUUUAAAGUCGAGGGUUGACUUCUACAGCAAAAAGACAGUUAAGGAGGCUUGCUUAAAACUGAAGGCCAUACCCGACUGUGAGCUAGGUGAACUGUUGUCGAAUCUUUGA
This is a messenger RNA of Necator americanus (New World hookworm), 3924 nucleotides long. RefSeq lists its product as uncharacterized. Lineage: Eukaryota; Metazoa; Nematoda; Chromadorea; Rhabditida; Ancylostomatidae. The transcript is spliced from 28 exons. Bases 1 to 3924 code for a protein of 1307 amino acids. The record is from RefSeq and is a predicted model, not a curated record.